CAGCAUCGUUUAGGGAUUUUCGAGAAGGCGCGAUGAUGGCGCCGAGCGACGCCGUGGCGUGUGUGUUCGUCCUCGGCGUAAUUGUUCUCUGGACCGCGCGUUGUUCAACAUUGCUCAUGUGAUUGUGCGUGCGUUGCUUGUGUGUUGGUUGUAGGUUCUGUGUUACUUGGCGGAAAGCCGCGAGUAGUGGCGGUGCGGCAGUGCGGCUUUGGCCUCGGUGAGCUCUGGCAGUACAGAGUCUGCGUUGUGUGACCAGUGCUUUCUUGAGAACCCGGCGGUGGUGACGAUUGAAAUAUCGAAGUGGCCUAGCGUCUCGGCAGCAAAGUUCUGCGAACCGCAAUGUGGCGUCGCCGUGUCCGACUUUGCUUAACGGACAUCGAGGGAUGUGCUGCUCGCUGCAAGUUAUGUAAAUGCAACUGCGUCGACCGCCCACUGUUGAGCGCUGAAUGUGUGUUUGGUGUGCUGUGCUUGAAACGAGUGGUGCAGACGUGCAGCGGGGGUGGCGGAGGAGCAGAGUGGCUUAGGGGCUCCGUUUGCGCGUUCACAGAUAUGUGCUCCCGUCUUGGUCUCAUUAGCGGCUGUCGCGGGAUUGUGGUGUGCUAGCUCCUUGCCUAGUAUGAAGUUUACGACGCUAACACACAGCAUGUUCAGUGGCGUAGCUAGGUCGUCUGGUACCCGGGGCCCAUAGGUCUUCUGUCACCCCCCUCCCCGGGUGUAGCCAGCGGUAAGAGGGGUAUUCAGACGGAUAUGACACCCCCCCCCCCCCCCCCAGACUGGCCCCUUGCACCCGGGGCCCACGGCCCCCCGGCCCCCCCUGUUGCUACGCCACUGAGCAUGUUCACGUUUUUCCGCGCUAUAUAUCAUUUGCAUGACGGCCGAGUUGAAAACAAGACAUACGUCUGUGUUCUUUGCGUUUGUGUGUUGUAAAUUACGUUCUAUUGUGGAAGUUCUGGGAGUCUUAUUACGCAAGGAGUGCGAACGUAAACAUAAACAGAUAUGUGUGUCUGAAAUUUUGAAUGACCCAUAAUACCCUUUACGACUGAUAAGUGAGUUACACGGCCUGUGUGAAUCAGCUACCGUAUGUUGCGACGCUCUUCCGUGUGGUAGACAUGCAUGGUGCGCGUUUAUUUCUGUACUGUUGUAAAAACCAUUUCUUUAUUCACUCAAUACAAAUGGACGGCUUCUUCGCCGCAGUACAUUUUAGUUACGCGGUGAAGCAUACUAAAAAUGGGAGGGGGCCGCCGUCAGCCAGCAUAGUAUGUCCACUUAGGCGACCUGAGAGGCGGCGGGUGCGCGAGUGUAUGAUUAAAGAACUCUUAUUAUGUCCAGUGACAGUGGCCCCUUUUCACUUUUAGUAUGCUUCACCGCAGUACAUUGCUUAAGCUUCACCGCGAAAUAUUAGCGUAUUGCGAGAAAGAUAAUCCUAAAAAGCCUAAUUAUGCAAAGUUUCUUUUGUGGCUUGCUACACCGCAAUACAGGGGUGUAAAUAAGCAUCGUGCAGUAAAGCAUACUAAGAGUGGAAAGGGCACAUAGGUUUACACCGUGCUCAUUAUUUUCAAUUGUGACAUAAUUUGCAAGUGCAUCUAUGCUUGUGGUAAGCUUCAUUGACAAUUCUUUGUACAUUACAAAUUCAUAUUGCAGAGAAGCUUACUAAAGCACAUUUGCCAUUAUGGUACGUGUUAUUCACCUUCAAUGCAGGAGCACAAUGUGUAUUCUUGCCCCUGCUUUUGGCUGGACUGCACAUGCUCUGAGAAUUGAUUCAUUGUUCAUAAGUGCACUGGUACUUUACUCUAAACUGGAGGGCUCAAAUUGAUAUGAAAGCACAAUUUUUAUUAAGGGGACAAGAUGAUGCCGAGAUGGUUGCAGCACAACUUUUUUUUUUUCUUCCAGGCACCUUUUCUACUUAAAGUUUCCAUUGCAGUGUUUCGAGCCUCUUUGAACCAGCACAUAGUGUAUAUAAAAAUUGGACACUGAUUGGGAACAUCACCUAAGUUCAUGCCUAUCUAUAGUAAAAAGAAAUAGCACGACCAGACAAAAUAAAAGUAGGGGGUGGGCUGCAGCAAUACUAAGUGUUAAAUGGUGCUUUAUCCUUUCCCUUGAGUUUUCUGUUCUUGUGCUUUUUAUGGAUCCUCCGCAGUAACCAUGCGAGUGCCGAGCUUGAGCUUGUUGGUUUCAAGUCUCAUGGUUGUUACUAACAGAACAGUGUGAUAAACGAACAAGGGCUUGGAGGCAUCCGUUCACCUUGCUUGCCUCAUGGUGCUGCUUCAUAAGCACCGUGAGCAUCGAGGCAAACUAGGAAGGGAGGCUUGUUUCAAUUGCUUCUGAACUGUAUUGCCACCAAACGAACAGUGCUCUCAAUGACAACUUUUUGACAGUAGAAUGCUUGCACCCAGCAAAGUCUAAGAAGGAAGCAUUCAGGAUGUGCGAAGUGGGCCUUUUGAAGCCGGCAUCAUUGCUGAGGGGGCUUUUCCUGUCUGCCCUCUUUAUGGAUACACAGAUGAUUUUCUCUUUGAGAGGGAUUGUUUCAGAUGUCAUUACAUGGCAACAAUGCUGGGUGUAUAGUAGCUUGUCUUUGCUCACUGUCAAUAAUAUGUUCCUUUUUCCAGUGCCCCUGUGGAAAUGCCUACUUUUUGGACACAAAGUGCUCUCCAUGCAUGCAUGCAUUUUUAGCUUGUAAAGACGUCUAUUACCCCUUGCCUCAAGCUGGUCUUUGCUGAUGUCACCCAAGAAGGUAUUGGGGAGUAUGGCAAUGUACACUUACAAAACACUGUUGAUACCAGUGAAACCAAAUUAAUGGAGCUGCUGUUCUUUUUUUGUCCACUCCAUCCUGGUUAGUUACAAUGAGCAAUGUCCGAACAGAAGGCAUAUGUAGUUGGUCGUGCAUAGCCUGCACACUAAGACUUGUUGGCAUGUUAUGACCUUAGCACAGUGUUUAUAUGUAAAAACCUUCUGAUGUGUUGAUGACUUCCUUCUCUUUAUCACACUUUGCCUGAUGGAGCCAGCACUUGGUCAAUUAGAUGUUCAACAGGCUUCCCACUAGUUUUCCCAGCGUCUCCUUUACCAGGGUGCUGCUCAUAGGUAUCUGUUUUCUUGACCUUGCACUGCACUUCAACCAUGGCCACACUUGCUGAACCUAUAGUAUGCGAUCAGAAAAGUGCUAUACAUCACUUUGCACCAAACUUACAUGUGCUACAAGGCCUUGAGGAACACCCUCGUUAAUUUCCGCCCUCAUCAUACUGUAUGAAAUUUGCAUGACAAGUACGACAAUUAACAUCUGCUGGUUUUUCAGUGCUAUGCCUGUCCAGCUUGCUGAAAGCUAUCCGGAGUGUUUCGAAAGCAAGACUGCUGCCAGACAAGAAGUGCAUUAAGCAAGGGUAGCUAUAACCAUAUAUGUCACAGAAAAUGAAGAAGGCCUCUGAGUGUACAGGCGGUUUAAUUCUUGUCCAACAAGCUUGGUUCUCCCAUUUCAAGUGAGUAAACCCAACUUGCCCCAAAGACAUGGCCUGUGACAAACUGUGUGCCAGAUUCUGUGUCCCCUGCAAAGCUGAAGAUGUGUACAAGAUCCUGACACCCUGCAGUGGCUUCUACACUGGGCUACUAUAAAAACAACUGCCUUUACCAAUAUGCAAAUAACAUGAAAACGUGCAGAAAUUUGGCUAUUCAUUGGACCCAACUGCAGGUGCAAGCCACUCUUCCACCAGAUGUGUGUUGUUCACAGAAACUGGAGCUAUACAAAUGCAGAUAAAAACAAUGAUGUUUGAAAGUAGUAGAGUUGAACUAUAUUCUGCACAAGCAGUGCUACCUGCAGUGCUGGUACCUUAUAGCCACAAUUCAUGGCUGCACUAUUCUUGAAUUAUUAGCUUCUAUUAUAUUUAUGGUGGCCAUAUAUUGCAAAUACUUAUCAUCCACAUUGUGUGCAAUAUGGUUAAAUGUCAAUUAUGAUAGCCAUUCCUAAUCUGAAAUGCAACAAAAGAGCAAAUUUAGGCAACAAAUUGCAAUUCAAAGAGACAAAAGACAACCAGUGCACAGGUUAAGUGACAGACUUCCUUUUAUUGAAAUGUCGCAUGUGUCAUGCCACCAGCAGUGGGUAGCAAUCUUUCAAGCUUUGGUGUGACGCUGUAAAACGACCUUGGACACAAAAAACAGACACCAUAUUGUACAGAAUGAAAGGGCAAGACUCCAUCUAAGAACAGUCUAUGGCACCACAAACUUGACAUGGUGUAAAAAGUGUUGACAUGCCCUGCCCAUAAAGACAAAGCAACAAACGCAGAAAACACGCCUUAAAAUGCAAUGUGCAGAGUCUGAAACCAAGAAAAAACAACCCGAAAAAGGUUUCGCCAAGUCUUUCAACGAUUAAAAUUGUCAAACUGUCUCAUCAGUUCUUACCUUGGGAAAGGGCCCUAUGCUGAACUGGAUCAAAGACUACCUUACUUACCGCACUCAAUUUGUAGAAGUCAACCAGCAAUAUUCCAUGAAAUCUAGCAUAAUAUCCGGAGUUCCACAAGGAAGUGUUCUGGCUCCAGUUUUAUUUCUCAUAUACAUUAAUGAUCUGCCUUCUAAUAUUCCAGUCAACGUUAGACUUUUUGCCGACGAUUGUGUUCUAUAUCAGGUAAUCAAUUCUCAUAAUGACCAUGUGGCCUUGAACGACGCUUUGUUACUUGUGUACAAAUGGUGUAACGAAUGGCAAAUGACUUUAAAUAUUAAGAAAUCAGCUAUUUUAUCAAUUACUAGAAAAAAGCUCGCAUCAGAAUUUAACUACACUAUAAAUAACGCCACACUUAACAAAGUAAAGGAGUACAAGUACCUUGGCUUAACAUUAACACACGAUUUCAGAUGGGAGCGCCAUGUUAACAACGUUGCCUCGACCGCACAAAAAAAUUGUUUUUCCUGAACAGACGUCUUAGACUAGCACCCCCAAACACAAAACUACUAGCAUAUAACACAUUUGUCAGAUCUGUAUUAGAGUAUGCUAACGUUGUUUGGUUUCCUUUCACCAAAGAACUCAUUAACAAACUAGAAGCAAUUCAAAGGAAGGCACUAAGAUAUAUUUACAACAAACAUAGGUUAACAGACUCACCCACAGAAUUGCUAAAACAGGCCGGUAUACUGACCUUACAAAAACGAGCCAAGCUUGCACGAUUAAAAUUUAUGUAUCAACUUAUUCAUAAUGAAUUGAAAAUAGACAGUUCCAAAUACUUAUCUUUAGCACAAACACGACUCACCCGACAUAAACAUUCACUAUCAUUAAACGAACACUCAUUUCAUACGAAAAGCCAUAAGCAUUCGUUUUUCCCUUUAAUGACACGUGAAUGGAAUAAGCUGGACCCUAGUAUUACAGGCAGCCCAUCGUUUACUUUUUUGACAUUAGCCAAAAAUGAAUUGCGUGCUUCACAAUUAUGAUGUACCUGUGUCACCAUCUAUUUUUGUGCCAUUUUAUUUCAUUAGAUUGUGUACAUAAUCACAAUUUCUUUAACGACACCUUAAUCGUAUCUUAUGGAUUACUACCUCUUGUGUAUACCUCACUUUUAUAACUUGUAUUACUUGCCAUUACUGAGUACUAUUGUUUAUUUACGCAAAUUUACUUCUUUUCCUGUUGUAAUUAUUGCUUACCACCAUAGAUAUUUGACAGACUACCUCAUUACCCCUUGUUACUCUUAAAUUUAAUGCUAUGCAUUAUUGUAUAAUUUAUGCCUACCAUUUUGUUCACCUUUGUAAAUUUUCUACCUUUGAUUACCUGUUUUUUUCUCGUAACAUUAUUACAGUGUAUAACGUUACUUUUCUGCCUAGUACAUUGUCUGCCUCUGCUAACUACAUGUCUAAUAUGUCUAAUCUUAUUAUUGUGCUAAUUAUUAUUGUUACACUGCAAGAUAACUAUGUAUGCCCUUCCUGUUAUGAUCCCUGAUGGGAUCGACAGCAUGAAUAAAUAAAUAAUAAACAAUGAACCUGCACAGCUGAAAAGGAAGGAAAGUCCAAUAGCAGGGCUGCUGAAAAUGUCACCGUAUAAAUAUACUUUGCUUACCAACGAUACCUAUGGUUUAGUUGUGGUCUGUGUAUAAACUAAUUGUGUACAAAGUUUUCUUGUUUAGAAUGGUUUAGCAGAGAGGAAAAAAUGACCAUAAGAGCACCAGGUGUAUACAUAGUCUACACACGAAAAGCCACUGCUUUCUUAUAUAUUUUUUCUCUACUACUAUUCAUGAGUAUUUAAGUGCCGUAAUAGCAUGGCUAACACCCUGCUGCAAAACACAAAAUUGGGCAAGUUGUGGCAUAAAGAAAAUUGCAGCUUCAUAAUGUGAAACAAUGAUGCAGUAGCUGGUGAAAUAUGCGCAGGAAGCUUACUUCAUGCAGUGUUUCUUGAAGUGAACACUUGCCAAUGCAAGUCGCUAAUCUCCAUAAAAAAGUCAAAUAAGUAAGAUUCGUAUUUCUUCGUGGGAGUUGGGCCUCCCAGUGUUGAAGUGGAAGGACUUGGCUUAUCUUCCUCCUCUUUCAUAUCCGGACUUGGCCACUGGUCUACACCAAAAUAACCCUUUAGCUUCUUACAGCUGAAUUCGUUUUGGUUUUCUCAAAUCUAUAUUUGGGCUACCCAUUGCUAGGUCUCACGCUUAAUCAAAGAAUGAAUCUUUGAAAUGAAUCAAUUCUCAAAGAGCAUGUGCAGUCCAGCCAAAAGCAGGGGCAAGAAUCUGCAUUGUGCUCCUGCAUUGAAGGUGAUUAACACGUACCAUAAUGGUGAAUGUGCUUUAGUAAGCUUCCCUGCAAUAUGAAUUUGUAAUGCACAAAGAAUUGUCAAUGAAGCUUACAGUGAGCAUAGAUGCACUUGCAAAUUAUGUCACAAUUGAAAAUAAUGAGCACAGUGUAAACCUAUGUGCCCUUUCCACUCUUAGUAUGCUUUACUGCACAAUGCUUAUUUACACCCCGGUAAUGCGGUGUAGCAAGCUACAAAAGAAACUUUGCAUAAUUAGGCUUUUUAGGAUUAUCUUUCUCGCAAUACACUAAUAUUUCGCGGUGAAGCUUAAGCAAUGUACUGCGGUGAAGCAUACUAAAAGUGAAAAGGGGCCACUGUUACUGGACAUAAUAAGCGUUCUUUAAUUAUACACUCGCGCACCCGCCGCCUCUCAGGUCGCCUAAGUGGACAUACUAUGCUGGCUGAUAGCGGCCCCCUCCCACUUCUGCGGCGAAGAAGCCGUACAUUUGUAUUGAGUGAAUAAACAAAUGGUUUUUACAACAGUACAGAAAUAAACGCGCACCAUGCAUCCGUCUACCGCACGGAAGAGCGUCGCAACACACGGUAGCUGAUUCACACAGGCCGUGUAGCCCACUUAUCAGUCGUAAAGGGUAUUAUGGGUAAUUCAAAAUUUCAGACACACGUGUUUAUGUUUACGUUCGCACUCCUUGCGUAAUAAGACUCCCAGAACUUCCACAACAGAAAGUAAUUUACAACACACAAACGCAAAGAACACAGACGUAAGUCUCGUUUUCUAAUCGGCCGUCAUGCAAACGACAUAUAGCGCGGGAAAACUUCAACAUGCUGUGUGUUAGCGUCGUAAACUUCAUACUAGGCAAGGAGCUAGCACACCACAAUCCCGCGACAGUCGCUAAUGAGACCAAGACGGGAGCACAUGUCUGUGAACGCGCAAACGAAGCCCCUAAGCCACUCUACUCCUCCGCCACCCCCGCUACACGGCUGCACCACUCGUUUUAAGCACAGCACACCAAACGCACAUUCAGCGCUGAACAGUGGGCGGUCGACGCAGUUGCAUUUACAUGACUUGCAGCGAGCAGCACAUCCCUCGAUGUCCGUUAAGCAAAGUCGGACACGGCGACGCCACAUCGCGGGUCGCAGAACUUCGCUGCCGAGGCGCUAGGCCAGUUCGAUAUUUCAAUCGUCACCACCGCCGGGUUCUCAAGAAAGCACGGGUCACACAACGCAGAUUCUGUACUGCCAGAGCUCACCGAGGCCAAAGCCGCACUGCCGCACCGCCACUACUCACGGCUUUCCGCCAAGUAACACAACCUACAACCAACACACAAGCAACGCAAGCAUAAUCACAUGUGCAAUGUUGAACAACGCGCGGUCCAGAGACCGAUCACGCCGAGGACGAACACGCCGCGGCGUCGCUCGGCGCCAGCAUCGCGCCUUCUCAAAAAUCCCUAAACGAUGCUGUCCCUAGGCACCUAGGAUCAGGUCACGUGAGGGAUUUUUGUACAACAAAUAGACGCACGCCUGAGAUGCACAGACCUUCGCCCGACCCUGGCAGAGGGAACAGUGGCAGAUAUGGAAGGGGCACUAGGUUUUCCCGGGGAACGAGGGCAAAUAGACGAGAAAAGAGUGGCAGUAACGAAGGGGAGGCUAGAGGAUUGGUGGAGGAAGUCAAGGGAUAGAUAACACCAUAAAUCGGGGAGAUAAUGUUUCCUCUACUGUUUUAGAUAGUUAUUAUGGGGGGAGGAGGGGAGUGAAAACUAGAUUAAGGAAAAGAGGAUAUAAAGAAAAAAAAAAGAAUAAUAAUAAAAUAAGAGGGGGAGCAAAAGGCUAGGUGGCGCCAGCCGCCGCCCGUUACAAAGGGUAUAGCCGCCAUCCAUCCAUCCAUCCAACAAACUUAAACCACACCAGUCAGAACUCUGCCUAUUUUGGCAGUGUAGUUGUAUUUUUUGGAUAUUUCGUGCGCCCCGAUCAUCGCGAAUUUCGGCUACUGAGGGGCUGACUUCCUGUAGUUCGCUUCUUUGUUUUUUUCUACGUGUUUAGAAGCUUUGAGUUGCGGACAUUGCAGUGGGCCCGGGCUUGUUGACAUAUAUUGCCCGCCUGCCGGUGCUACCACAACAAUAAGCUGACUUCUGCUGAUUUCUUCUGCCUGCCCCUUAUAUUUGUUGCGCCCCCCCCCCAAGAUAUAGCCUGUCUCGUCCUUGUUUACUACAACUAGCCCAAAGUUCUGAUUCCUGCUGGUUUGCUCAGUCUGGCACUGGUGUGCCACACUUGUCCUGGAGGCCACGUGCGGACUUCUUGGCAGUGCCCCUAGAUGGCACAGGGCGUCCAGAAAGAAGAGAGGAGCCCCGUUGCCACAUGACGCGCCCCACAAAUGCAAUGAGCCUUGGUGAAUGCAUCGCUGUUGCUGUCGUGGCAUGCCAGGCCUCUUCCAAAGUUGUCGAUCAGGUCGAGGUUGGCACGCAGUGCAGCUUGCCUCUGGCUGACAAGUCUGUUGGGUGCUCCUUCAAAGCAUGGAGUGUGUUGAGGAGCAUGCAGACUAUGGAGACUGUGGAUCAGUCAAGCUCCACCUCAGCAUCAAGGCCCUCUAUUUCUCCAUCAAAGGCCGAGAGUGACAACUCACACCAGGGACGCCUCCACCACUGUCACCUCUGUGGUUAUGAGACCAAUAAGCUGUGGUGUCUGAAAGUACACACCAGGAUCCACACUGGCGAGCGUCCGUUUGAAUGCCAUUUGUGCACUAAGACUUUCUCACAGAGGGUCAGCCUAGACAGGCAUCUGCGUGUCCACAUGGGGAGGCAUCAUGACGUCCCACCGACAGUAAAACAUGAGGAGUUGCAGCAUAGCCAACUCUACCAUUGUGAAAGUUGCAACUAUGCGACUGCCAGGUUGUCCGCUCUCAUUAUACACAAGUGCAGACGCAUAGCAUCAAGGCCUUCUCUUUCUGCAUCAACAGCCGAGGGUGACAAACCACAGCAGGAACGCCGCUACAGCUGUCAAUUCUGUGACCAUGAAACUAAGAAUCGGCGAGAUAUUGAAAAACACACCAGAGUUCAUACGGGCGAGCGUCCAUUUAAAUGUCAUUUCUGCCCUCAGAGCUUCUCACAAAAGACCAAUUUAAACAAGCAUUUGCGCAUUCACACGGGUGAGCGUCCGUUUAAAUGCCAUUUGUGCCCUCAGAGCUUCUCACAAGGACCCACCCUGAAAGGACACCUGCGCACCCACACAGGCGAGAAGCCAUUUCAGUGUCCUUCAUGCUCUCAGAGUUUCUCGCAUAAAACAAAUCUGAACGUACACCUUCAAAUCCACACAGGCAAAAAGCCAUUUCACUGCCCCUCGUGCCCUAAGACAUUUCGGAAAAGUAGUGAUUUUAACAGGCAUCGUAACAUCCACACGAGUGAGAAGCCAUUUCAGUGCCCUUCGUGCCCCCAGAGUUUCUCACAUCAAACUAGUUUGAAUGUACACUUGAAAAUCCACACAGGCAAAAGACCAUUUCACUGUCCCUCGUGCCCUAAGGCAUUUCGGAAUAGUGGCGAUUUUAACAGGCACCUGCGCAUUCAUACGGGUGAGAAGCCAUUUGAGUGCCCUUCGUGCCCUCAGCGUUUCUCACUUAAAACCACUUUGAACGUACACCUGCGCACCCACACAGGCGAGAAGCCAUUUCAGUGCCCUUCAUGUACUCGAAGAUUCUCACAGAAGAGUGCCAUGAAGCGACACCUGCGCAUUCAUACAGGUGACCGACCACACCGCUGCACCGUCUGCUCUAUGUCUUUUGUGCGCGCUGAUUACUUGAGUGAGCAUAAAGAAAGAAAGCACCCUGAUACUUAGAUUAUGUCAACAGCCAUGUUGAACUAGCCUGAAUUAGGACUCUAUAGAACAGCAGCGAUAGUAAAAUGCUAGAUCACCUGCCUUUUAGCGGUAGGUCGUGGGUUCGAAUCUCGGUGUAGCUGGAAGCCCACUGGUUUUCCUAAUGGGUAGAGAUAUAAACAACCUAGCGCGAGGUCAUUGUACAUGUGUUCUUAUGUCGGGUUGGCGGCGGGACCGCGACACCCCUUUUUGAGGUUUUUUGCGCUGUUUUUCUUGGUUCUUGCACCUUAAGCGCACCGGUUUACGAACCUCUACCAAGCAAGGCACCCCUGAAAAGCCUCCCUUAGCUGAGUCGGGCCUCCUACACUUCUAACCUACACUUCUGACCUACACUUCUGACCUAUUUCGGAGGCAAGCGCACUUACUUCAUUAUUUUGACCCUCGUGUAUUCGGAAAAUCGGAUUAUUCGGAUUCGUUUUUUUGAUCCCGGCAGGCAGUAUGCAUUAUUUAAUGGAGUCGAACUCGUUAAUUCGGGCAUAUUUCGCCGCAUAUUGGUUAAUUUGUGUAACUCUCGGAGUUCGACGAGCGCUGGAAGGUGCGAUGCAGAAGAGCAGAAACGGAGCUAGCAUCCAACCGAAACGAAACGGUGGAGUCCGCAUCGCCAUAGCCAUCAGCGUUAACCAUAUAUGCGGAACGCUUCGUGCUUAUUUGUACCUUUAUAACGUUUAUUCUUGGGUUAAUUUUACUGCAGCCCAUAGCAAUGCAUUGCUCGCGCGCUUUCUUAGCUGCGUUGUGGCCAUCCAUCGUCGCAUCGACAGCAACCACGAUUUCGUCCGCAGAAGUGGCGGCAAGCAAUAGUUUUGUUCGGACACAGUGCGCACGUCGGCCGUGUGCUUUCCGAGCUGCAUGGUCCCAGUCUGUGACCGCAUUAGUAGCGAACACUUCUUCACCUGCAGCUGUUGUGGUAAACAGCAGUUUAGGUUUGACUCGGCGCGCGCGUCGGCCGCGUGCCAUCAGAACUGCAGGGUUGCCCUCCAUGUUCGCAUCGAAAGCGACUGCAGUUUUGUCCGCAGCAAUUGCGGCAAACAAGUUUCGUCUUGACUCGGUAACAACGGCUGCGCGCGCAGUGUCGCAAACACAGCGGCAGCUGUCGAGGAUCAAGAGCGCCGGCUACAUGGCGAAGGACGGACGAUCUGUUGGCGGCCAACUUGCUGGCGAAAAAAAUAAUUGGGAUGUGCGCGCGGUAGUCAAAUGCGUGUCUCAGAUGAAAACCUGGCCGUGCUGCGAAGGAAGUCGCGAGGAUUGCCGCUGCGAGCCCUGAUCAGUCAUGAGAUGAUAAGAAUUGCCGCCUUGACGCUGCAUUUCUGCAAGAUACAAUUGGGAUUUGUCAAUUAAUUUAGUAAAUAAAAGCGUGUUGCCGUAGUAA
Messenger RNA from Dermacentor andersoni, 11927 nucleotides. The record is from RefSeq and is a predicted model, not a curated record. NCBI's taxonomy places the organism in Eukaryota, Metazoa, Arthropoda, Arachnida, Ixodida, Ixodidae.